Messenger RNA from Xiphias gladius (swordfish), 2831 nucleotides. RefSeq names its product protein-glutamine gamma-glutamyltransferase 2-like. Bases 1 to 2094 code for a protein of 697 amino acids. Gene Ontology annotation, molecular function: protein-glutamine gamma-glutamyltransferase activity. The record is from RefSeq and is a predicted model, not a curated record. Gene Ontology annotation, biological process: peptide cross-linking. NCBI's taxonomy places the organism in Eukaryota, Metazoa, Chordata, Actinopteri, Istiophoriformes, Xiphiidae. The transcript is spliced from 15 exons.
AUGGCACAGACGAUUAAGAGCGUGGACUUCCACUGCCAGGCGAACAACACCGCCCACCACACCAUUGAAAUUACAGCAAAGCAGCUGAUCGUGAGACGGGGCCAGUCCUUCCUCCUGACCCUGAACAUGACACAACCUUUCGAUAACUAUGACGAGCUCAUCCUCACCGUGGAGACGGGUUCGUAUCCAUCAGAGAAGUGUGGUACUCGGUCUCAGAUGAGUAACCCGUCCCUCAUGUCCAUCCAGUACACCAGUGACGUCAAGGCGAUAUGGCGGUACAGUAUUAACAAGAGCCCCAACAUGGCGCGCGGUAUUGUGACCCUGUCCGUGACCCCGCCGGUUGACGCUCCUCUGGGCAAGUACUCGCUGUCUGCAGAGACCAAGACGGGAAAGACCACCCUGGGAACCUUGGUGGUGCUCUUCAACCCCUGGUGCUCAGAGGACUGGGUGUAUCUUGGUGACGAGAGGGAAAGACAAGAAUAUGUGAUUAAUGAACAGGGAGUCAUCUAUGUAGGGACGUCAGAUUUUCCCACUCCAAGGAACUGGGUCUUUGGACAGUUUGAGGAGGACAUGGUGGACAUUUGUCUCAAGAUGCUGGACGUCAACCCAAAACACAUCAAAGACCCAGCUGAUGAUGUCUCUGCUCGCUGUAACCCCAUCUAUGUUAGCCGUGUGGUCAGCGCCAUGAUCAACUGUAACGAUGAUCAAGGUGUGUUGUACGGACGAUGGACUGAUAAUUAUUCUGAUGGAGAAAGGCCCACCUCCUGGCUUGGCAGCCUUCGCAUCCUGCGGAAGUGGUAUAAAACAAACUGCCGCCCCGUCAAGUAUGGGCAGUGCUGGGUGUUCGCUGGUGUAAUGUGUACAGUGAUGCGGUUCUUUGGUAUCCCAUGUCGCGUGGUCACAAACUUCCAGUCAGCUCAUGACACAAACGACAACCUCACUGUUGAUACGUUUUAUGGCAAACAAGGAGCACAACCCAAGCAGAGCCCCGACAGUAUCUGGAACUUCCAUGUGUGGGUGGAGGGAUGGAUGAAACGACCAGACCUGAAGAAAGAUGGCUACUAUGAUGGUUGGCAGGUCUUGGAUCCCACACCACAGGAAAAGAGCGAAGGACAGUACUGCUGUGGUCCAGCACCAGUCAAGGCCAUCCUCGAGGGCCACACUACGCUGAAGUAUGACGUGCCAUUUGUCUUUGCUGAGGUCAACGCUGACAUUGUCAAGUGGAUGGUCAGUGCUAAUGGUUCAAAGAGGAAAAUGAACUCCGACACCACUACAGUGGGUCAGAGCAUUUCUACCAAGGCUGUUGGCUGCAACAGGAGAAAUGAUGUCACAGACAACUACAAAUACAAAGAGGGCAGUGCAAAGGAGAGGCAAGUCUUCGUGGAUGCAGUCACCAGACUGAACUCAGGAGGUGUUCAAGCGGGUGAUACAGGAAAGUUGCAGCAGAAGAUGGUGAUGAAAUUGGAAAAGGAGACCAUGGUGCAAAGUGGUCAGGACAUUAAGCUGAAGCUUAAGUUGUGCAACAAAGAUCACAUCGAUAGGACAAUGUCCAUCUCUGUCAGUGCCCAGGCCAUGAGGUACAACGGCAUACCAGCAUGCCACAUCCUGAGCACAGUGCAAGAGAAGGCGCUGCGGUCUGGAAAAGAGGUGAUCAUACCCAUCUUGAUCCCAUUCCGGGCCUACAGUGACUACAUGGUGAACUGUGACAGCAUGAAGGUUUCAGUCAUGGCCAUGGACCCUCAGCGAGAUGAUGACAUCUACCAAUCUGAGAUUGACAUGUCUCUGCAGCAGCCUCCCCUCUCUAUGAAGGUUUUGGGUGAGGCCCGUGUGUACCAAGAAAUGACCAUGGAGGUGGAAUUUACAAACCCACUCAAUGUUACGCUGAGAAACUGCUCUCUGACUGUCACUGGUAGUGGCAUGUACAAAUUUGAAAUCAAGAAGAGUGACCUCGGGGAGUUGGCGCCUCAUGCCACACUGAAGGUUGCCAUCAAAACGAUUCCCCUCAAGCUUGGGCCGAGGAUUGUGGUGGGCGACUUCAACUGCAGCGGCUUCAGAGACGUGGUGGGCAGCUGCUAUGUCAACGUCAAGCCCUGAAGCUCUGCCUAUGUGCAGUAUUUACCAUCCUGUAUGUUUUUGCUGUCUCUGAUUAAGGCUAAAGCAAACAGGACAGUCAUUAUUCAUGCUGUGGUUAAGGGUUUUUUUUUUUCUCCACAAUUUUAACUUAAGGCAUUGGAUGUGUGAUCCCCUUACAAAAGCCUUAAAAAUGUGUUGAAUGCGUUUUGUUUUAGUUCUAUAAAUGAUUAGUCACAACAAUUUUCAUAAUCUAUGAAUCAUUUAAAUCAUUUAUCAAUCAUAAAUCUCUUAAACAUGAGAAACAAUUGCUUUUUCUUGGUUUGUUUGUUAAAUAUCAAUUGGACAGUUGGUCAGCUGGUAAGUUUGGGCUUCCGGUAAUGUUGUAUUACACAUUUCUGUCUUUUUUCUGUCUUACAAAUUAUAGAGAAACAGGGACAGGGUAUCUUACUAAGGCUUAAAGAUUUUUUUUUUCCUUCAGUUUUUAGUUCGAGAUAUUGAUUUUUAGCUAAAUGUGAAUUUGAAAACUGUAUUUUCACAUCGCUAUUUCAUAAAUGUCACAUUAACUCAAGUAUUUACUUACAAAACCAAACGGAAACUAUGCAAGGGUGAUGAGAAAUGUCUGAUUUGAGAUCAUUAGUGCACAGACCUUUAAAAAAUGGGAAAUGUAUCUGUAAAAUCAUGAUUGUAAUUGCAGAAAUAUAAAAUCUGAAUACAUGCACAGAGCUGUUUGGUAGUGGAGUUUACAGAGGUUCAAUUAA